AUCCGACAGUUUAAAACUAUUGACCUUAUUGGAGCCUAUGGGACAUCACAUGAAAAUGCUAUAAGUUGCGUCUGCACCUUUAAAUGAAUUGAAGGUUUGUUACGGUCUCUAUUGGCUGCGUUAAACACGUGACACGCAUGCUGGUUCUCUAACCGGUAGUUAGACUUAAACCUCAUUGAAGUAGACGAGUGUUUAUAGAAAACGCUGUUUCGUGACAAAAGUGCAUAGGUAAAUGUAUUGGGUGUAAGUUUUCAGUGACUUUGGAGAUAUACGUCUGAUUAAAAUGUUCCCGGGGCUAGAAAAGUGUCCAAGAAGUUUACUUGUGUGUGAGAAAUCGAGCUUUGAGCAUGAGAAGUCUGGACUCAACAAUCACGUGUCAAAACAUUAUUUUAACCACAAGGUGUCCCUGGUGAUACCAGAAUGUGGUUCCCCUCCUCCCCAGCUGGCCAGUGUAAUACAAACUUUUAGCAAGUAUUUUCUGGUGAAGAAUUUACCGGUAUAUGAGUUUUUGGAGGAGGAUUUCUUGGAGAAUGUGGUGCGGCAUGGCGGUCUCUAUGCUCUUUCCUACAAAACGCUUAUUGACCAGGAUAACACCAUCGCACUUCUCCCCAACAGUCAGUUGAUUCUGUCUGUGGAUAAGGACACUUAUGAACAGCUGGGUCUGGAAGGAAAGGCAUCACAGUACAGCCACAAAUGUCCGAUGAGAUAUGUCGUGACCGUCGAUCUGACAGAUAAAUCCAUGGCUCCAGGAGGGAAGCGAUACCAGCGUGUUCUCUCCAGUUUGAAAGACAGGUUACCUCUGAAAAGUGACUUCCUGCUAGCGCGACACCGCUCAGGGACAGAUGGGGACAGAGUUCUGCAGAGUCUCCUGUCCCGUUACCAUUGGAAAGACUACAGUCCAGUGGUCAGUACGCACACCCUGAGGGACCUGUCCUGUCCAUCACUGCAGUCCAAGGAUCUGCACGGGGACCAGUGUUCUUGUGACCCCCACAGCUUCCUGGAGUGGCUUGGGGCCGUGAGCAAUGGUGUGAGUUGUGACAAUGCAGCAACCGACUUCCUUUCCACAUAUGUCUGCCCGGAGCCCAAAACGGCAAUCAGCCAAGUCCUGCAUUGCGCUGUAUCUGGCUUUUUGCUGCCUGAGGACAUCUACUCACUGCUGCAGGAACUUAGGCGGUACUUUGACGAGCCCAAAUUUACCUCCUGGCUUUCUCUGACUGUCCACGGCUUUAUGGACAGCCCCGUUUCCUGGGGAGACAGGGAACAUGGUUUUCACAAGGGGGGUGAAAAUUUCUACAACGUUGUUCUCUUUAAGAACCAGGAUUACUGGCUGCAGAUGGGUACUGGCUCCAAUGACAAAUGUCCUCCAUAAUGUUUAUUAUUUUGCAUAGGACAACUUAUUUUGCUAAUUUGAGUUGAUACGUUUUAUUUACAAAACCUAAAUGCUUCUCUGUUGUGAUUUCUGUAAUAUUUCGUCAUCUUGAAUAAAACAGAGUGAGUUUU
Esox lucius (northern pike) is the source of this 1500-nucleotide messenger RNA. It is a transcript of the gene rpp40, whose product is annotated as ribonuclease P/MRP 40 subunit. The record is from RefSeq and is a predicted model, not a curated record. NCBI's taxonomy places the organism in Eukaryota, Metazoa, Chordata, Actinopteri, Esociformes, Esocidae. Gene Ontology annotation, molecular function: ribonuclease MRP activity; ribonuclease P activity. Gene Ontology annotation, biological process: endonucleolytic cleavage in ITS1 to separate SSU-rRNA from 5.8S rRNA and LSU-rRNA from tricistronic rRNA transcript (SSU-rRNA, 5.8S rRNA, LSU-rRNA); tRNA 3'-end processing; tRNA 5'-leader removal. Gene Ontology annotation, cellular component: ribonuclease MRP complex; multimeric ribonuclease P complex. Bases 284 to 1369 code for a protein of 361 amino acids. The transcript is spliced from 8 exons.